Messenger RNA from Chlorella variabilis, 389 nucleotides. RefSeq lists its product as hypothetical. Bases 3 to 389 code for a protein of 128 amino acids. The transcript has 2 exons. The record is from RefSeq and is a predicted model, not a curated record. Lineage: Eukaryota; Viridiplantae; Chlorophyta; Trebouxiophyceae; Chlorellales; Chlorellaceae.
GCAUGCAGCAGGCCGCGCAGGCGCCGCCGCCGCUGCCCGAGGCGCAGCUGGCGCAGCUGCCCGUGCACGUGCACCGCACCCCCACCAAGAAGUCGCGCAAGCAGCGCAGCACGCCCUUCGACCUCACCCCCAGGGCCGGGGCAGGCGAGGGGGCGGAGCCGGCCACGCCGGCCAGCUGCGGAGGCAAGCGGCGGCCCGCGGCGGCGGCGCAGCAGGCCUCGUGGAUCCUGAGCCUGCCCUGCCGGCACCAGUACCACGAGGGGUGCGUGAAGACGUGGCUGCGGUACAAGGGCCUGGACGCCACUUGCCCCAACUGCGUCGCCAAAGUCUUCUCGCGCUCGCACGCUGGCCCCCCGCGGCAGGCGGCGCCCGCACCCUCCGCCACCUGA